Messenger RNA from Aspergillus steynii IBT 23096, 2724 nucleotides. RefSeq names its product putative aminotransferase, classes I and II. NCBI's taxonomy places the organism in Eukaryota, Fungi, Ascomycota, Eurotiomycetes, Eurotiales, Aspergillaceae. Gene Ontology annotation, molecular function: pyridoxal phosphate binding. The coding region runs from base 1 to 2724 and encodes 907 amino acids. The record is from RefSeq and is a predicted model, not a curated record. The transcript is spliced from 6 exons. Gene Ontology annotation, biological process: biosynthetic process.
AUGUCCUUCUCCGGACGUCGUGUGAGCAUCCUGCGUCCCUCCAACCGGCGGUUCUCUGCCGGCAAGGAAUUGUCGGAGAAUGAACUCCGAUCGGAAACCCAUCGUCAAUUCCGAACGGCCCACGAAGGUCACCGUCCGCAUGCUGGUCUCGAUGCCUCGCGAGCCUCGACCGGUGUGGUGUGGUGUACUGAACGUGCGACGGAGCAUGGCUACGCCGAAGAUCCCUCGUCCUGGGCCAACCUAGGUCAGGGUGCCCCCGAGGCCGACGACGAGAUCGAGGGCAGUUUCCCCCGGCCCACCUCCAUCCCCAUCACCUCCGCUGCCCGUGAAUACGGUCCCACGGCCGGUAUCAAGCCCCUCCGUGCCGCUGUCGCCCGUCUAUACAAUGAGCACUAUCGUCAAGGCAAGCCCAGCCAGUACACCUGGGAGAACGUGUGCAUCGUCCCCGGUGGUCGCGCCGGUUUGAUUCGGAUUGCCGCCAUCCUGGGCAACUCGUAUCUUUCCUUCCCCAUUCCCGACUACUCGGCUUACUCGGAGAUGUUGACCCUGUUCAAGAACAUCGCUCCUAUCCCCAUCCCCCUCGCUCAAGAUGACCACUACCACAUCCAUCCCGACAAGAUCGCCGAGGAAAUCGCCCGUGGAACGUCCGUUCUGUUGACCUCCAACCCCCGAAACCCGACCGGUCACUUUGUUUCGCACGAGGAGCUGGCCCGGAUUCAAGACAUCUGCCGUGACCGCGCCACCCUGAUUCUGGAUGAAUUCUACGGAGGAUACAACUACACCACGGACUGUGACGGCACCACGAUCAGUGGUGCUUCCAACGUGGUGGAUGUCAACCAGGAUGACGUGCUUUUGAUUGACGGUCUGACCAAGCGUUUCCGUCUUCCGGGCUGGCGUAUCGCCUGGGUGGUUGGACCUAAGGAAUUCGUUAAUGCCCUGGGCUCGGCCGGAUCCUACCUGGACGGCGGUGCCAACGCCCCCUUCCAGGAAGCGGCCAUCCCUAUGCUUGAACCCUCUCUGGUCCACGCCGAAAUGAAGGCUCUGCAGCAGCAUUUCCGCGAGAAGCGCGACUUCGUCCUGGGGCGUCUGCAUGAGAUCGGUUUCCGCGUUCAGGACGUGCCGCAGGCUACGUUCUAUAUCUGGCUGGAUCUGACCUCGUUGGACCCUCCUCUUCCCGCGGAGGCCAACAUCUCCGACGGAUUGAACUUCUUCAAUGCUCUCCUCACCGAGAAGGUCAUCGUGGUGCCCGGAAUCUUCUUCGAUCUGAACCCGGCCAAGAGAAGAGAUCUGUUCGACAGCCCCUGCCACCACUUCGUUCGCCUGAGUUACGGACCUAAGAUGGAUGUUCUGAAGAUGGGUCUGGAUGGCAUCGAGCGCGUCAUCCGUCGGGCUCGGGCCAUGGGCAAGCAACAAUGGGAGGAUGAGGAGGCGAGACGGGGCCAUCGAGGGCCCUGGGGCUGCGACGCGCAGGAUGGUGCGCUCGCGACUAUGGCCUGGAAUCUAUAUCGCGCCCUCAACUACACUGUUUUCACCGUCCUCUCGAUCAUCCUCUUCUGCCUGGUGGUCUUGACCCCGGCCGACGCCAUCUACCAGUGCUUCGUCACCUCGCGACUCACCAACAUCUUCAUCAUCACUGGCGGAUACGUCGUGACCAUCAUCUUGGCCGCCUUGAUCUAUGCGACGCGCAUCUAUACCAACCGCACCGUUCUCUCCGGGAUCCCCAAGGCAUGGAUUCCCAUCGAAAAGGAGGAUGUCGGCAAAAGCGUGCGGCGCCUGGUGAUGGAGGGACUGGCCCGCAGCGCCAUCGUGGCCUACCAGGCUCGACCCCGGGACAUUGAUGCCGACGGGGACCGAUUUGCCGACUACCAGAUGCUCGUGGUUGACCGCGACCACCCCCCGUGGGACCAUGUCGAACACCCGGGCUGGUCGUCGCCGUCGUCGCCCGAGUUGCCCGAUCUGCCCUAUCGCACCGUCCUCCAGGAGUUGCCGAACCUGAUCGAGGCCAAAGCGGUCUCCCUGGCGCCGCCGGACCCGUACCUCUCCUUCGAACCCGCCGCCGCCGACUUGGAUCCUUCUCCGCCGGACACGCGCGUCGUCGAAAUUCUGCGGCGACCGGCGUCCAUGGGAUUGCGCGAGUAUCUCCAGCACCUGGCCGAGUUCGGCAUGAUCCAGCCACCCGAGACCGGCAGUGAAUUCCUCGCCCUGUACGAACGCGCCCGCUUCUCGUCGCGCGAGCUCCACGAGUCCGAAUUCCAAGAACUGAUGCACGUCUUUGCGGAACUGCUGCGCGGGAUGACAUUUUUGGAUCCACAGGCCCUGGGAGGAAUCCGGGCUGAAAGUUCCCGCGGAGACAGCGAGUCCGUCAUCGGCCCGUCGGACGAGGAGGGGGAGACGGACACGAUGGACUUCCACGGCAGCGAGGCGCUGUCCCGCGGUCGCAGUUACAGUCCGCGGCCCUCGAACGCGUCAACCUGGGAGGGUCGCUCCAUCUACAGCACUCCACCGAGACAGAAUGGUGGACCGCGAUACCGUGAGCCACAGCCGCACCACACGCUGGCCGUCCCCCGAACCCCGUCCAUGCGCUCGCUGCGACAGGUGCGAUCGAACACGUCGGGGAGCUCGGGAGGCAGUGUCAUCCGCCUGGCCGAUCCUCGCGGACCGAACGAUUUGCCGUACACGUUCAAUUUCAAUAUGAGCCACCGUCCCUACACGCCGUCGCGAUAG